CGGGCGGCGCGGCGGUGACAGCGCGGCGGCGGCGAGGCCGGGGCAGCGGGAGCGCCGCCGCCGAGGACCAUGAGGAAAUUUAACAUCAGGAAGGUGCUGGACGGCCUGACGGCGGUCUCUGCCGUCGCUUCGGCGUCGUCCGCCGCGCAGCAGCAGCAGGCGGGGAACCGGGAGACCGAAAUCCAGGAGACGCUCCAGUCCGAGCACUUCCAGCUCUGCAAGACGGUACGUCACGGUUUCCCCUAUCAACCUUCAGCCUUGGCAUUUGAUCCGGUUCAGAAAAUACUGGCCAUUGGGACUCAGACUGGAGCACUAAGGCUCUUUGGUCGGCCAGGAGUUGAAUGCUACUGUCAACAUGACAGUGGAGCUGCAGUAAUCCAACUUCAGUUCCUGAUUAAUGAGGGAGCUCUUGUGAGUGCCUUGGCUGAUGACACCUUACACCUGUGGAACUUGCGCCAGAAGAGGCCGGCUAUUCUUCAUUCACUCAAAUUUAACCGGGAACGGAUAACAUUUUGUCACCUGCCUUUCCAAAGCAAAUGGCUAUAUGUGGGCACUGAAAGAGGAAACAUUCACAUUGUCAAUGUGGAAUCAUUUACUCUCUCAGGCUAUGUCAUCAUGUGGAAUAAAGCCAUUGAACUGUCAUCCAAAUCUCACCCAGGACCUGUUGUCCACAUUAGUGACAAUCCAAUGGAUGAAGGAAAGCUUCUGAUUGGCUUUGAAUCUGGGACGGUGGUAUUAUGGGACCUGAAGUCAAAGAAGGCAGAUUACAGAUAUACACAUGAUGAGGCUAUCCACUCUGUGGCUUGGCAUCAUGAAGGAAAACAAUUCAUUUGUAGUCACUCAGAUGGUACCUUGACCAUAUGGAAUGUAAAAUCUCCUACCAAACCAUUCCAGACAAUCACUCCACAUGGAAAGCAGCUGAAGGAUGGAAAGAAGCCAGAACCCUGCAAACCUAUCCUUAAGGUGGAAUAUAAAACAACUAGAGCUGGGGAGCCUUUCAUCAUUCUCUCAGGAGGCUUGUCAUAUGACACUGUAGGAAGAAGACCCUGUUUAACAGUCAUGCAUGGGAAAAGUACUGCUGUGCUAGAAAUGGAUUAUUCUAUUGUUGAUUUUCUAACCCUGUGUGAAACACCUUAUCCUAAUGACUUUCAGGAACCGUAUGCUGUAGUUGUUCUCCUAGAAAAGGACUUAGUACUGAUUGACCUUGCACAAAAUGGGUACCCUAUAUUUGAGAAUCCCUAUCCUUUGACUAUACAUGAGUCUCCAGUUACCUGUUGUGAAUAUUUUGCUGAUUGUCCAGUGGAUCUCAUACCUGCACUCUAUUCAGUUGGUGCUCGACAGAAACGUCAAGGUUACAGUAAGAAGGAAUGGCCUAUCAGUGGAGGCAACUGGGGUGUGAUCACUCAGAGCUAUUCAGAGAUAAUUAUUACAGGGCAUGCUGAUGGAUCAAUCAAGUUUUGGGAUGCAUCAGCAAUAACGCUGCAAGUACUCUAUAAGCUAAAAACAGCCAAAGUAUUUGAAAAAUCACGGAAUAAAGAUGACAGGCCAAACACAGAUAUAGUAGAUGAAGAUCCAUAUGCUAUUCAGAUCAUCUCAUGGUGUCCAGAAAGUAGAAUGCUGUGCAUAGCUGGAGUUUCUGCACAUGUCAUUAUUUAUAGGUUCAGCAAGCAGGAAGUGACGACGGAAGUCAUUCCGAUGCUGGAAAUACGUCUCCUAUAUGAAAUAAAUGAUAUUGAAACUCCAGACGGUGAGCAGGUGCCACCUGUACCAACUCCAGGCACAGGUUCCAAUCCCCAGUCCAUUGUUCCUCAGUCUCAUCCAUCUACUAGUAGCAGUUCAUCUGAUGGACUUCGUGAUAAUGUCCCAUGUUUAAAAGUUAAAAAUUCUCCUCUCAAGCAGUCUCCAGGCUACCAAAUCGAGCUUGUUAUACAGCUGGUGUGGGUGAGUGGAGAACCUCCUCAACAGAUAACCAGCUUAGCCAUCAACUCAGCAUAUGGCCUAGUAGUUUUUGGAAACUGUAAUGGUAUUGCCAUGGUUGAUUACCUCCAGAAGACAGUGCUCUUAAAUCUAGGCACUAUUGAACUGUAUGGCUCCAAUGAUCCCUACCGCAGGGAGCCACGAUCUCCCCGAAAAGCUCGGCAACCAUCUGGAGCAGGUCUUUGUGAUAUAAAUGAAGGUACAGUGGUGCCAGAAGACCGCUGCAAGUCACCCACGUCAGGUUCUGGUUCACCAAACAAUUCUGAUGAUGAACAAAAAUUGAAUAAUUUUAUAGAAAAGGUGAAGACCAAAAGCAGAAAGUUUUCCAAGAUGGUAACCAAUGACAUAGCAAAGAUGUCCAGGAAGCUAAGUUUGCCAACUGAGUUAAAGCCUGAUUUAGAUGUCAAAGACAACUCUUUCAGUCGAUCCCGGAGUUCUAGUGUAACUAGCAUUGAUAAAGAGUCCCGCGAGGCAAUAUCAGCUCUUCACUUUUGUGAGACUUUCACAAGAAAGGCCGACACAUCGCCUUCCCCAUGCCUGUGGGUUGGGACCACGCUGGGUACAGUGCUUGUCAUUGUACUGAACUUACCCCCAGGAGGAGAGCAAAGACUUCUUCAGCCAGUAAUUGUUUCUCCUAGUGGAACCAUCCUGAGGCUAAAAGGGGCAAUCUUGAGAAUGGCUUUUUUGGACACCACAGGAUCUUUGGUCCCACCAGCACAUGAAACCUGGAGAGAACACUAUGAAGAUAAAGAUGAAAAAGAAAAAACAAAAAAGCGACGACCAGUUUCAGUGUCCCCUUCUUCCUCUCAGGAAAUCAGUGAAAACCAAUAUGCAGUGAUAUGUUCAGAAAAGCAAGCAAAAGUUAUCUCACUGCCAUCCCAGAACUGUAUUUAUAAGCAAAAUAUAACAGAGACUUCUUUUGUUCUUCGUGGAGACAUAGUGUCAUUGAGUAACAGUAUCUGCCUUGCAUGUUUUUGUGCCAAUGGACAUAUUAUGACUUUUAGUUUGCCAAGUUUAAGGCCAUUGUUGGAUGUAUAUUACCUGCCACUCACCAAUAUGCGGAUAGCCAGAACAUUCUGCUUCACUGAUAAUGGACAAGCACUCUAUCUUGUCUCACCAACUGAAAUACAGAGGCUCACCUACAGCCAAGAAACGUGUGAAAAUCUUCAGGAAAUGUUGGGUGAACUCUUCACUCUUGUAGAAACACCAGAAGCACCAAACAGGGGGUUCUUCAAAGGCCUGUUUGGAGGUGGGGCACAGUCACUUGACAGAGAAGAACUCUUUGGAGAAUCAGCAUCUGGGAAGGCAUCAAGGAGUCUUGCCCAGCAUAUUCCGGGACCUGGGGGUAUUGAAGGUGUCAAAGGAGCAGCGUCUGGUGUAGUUGGUGAACUGGCACGAGCCCGGUUGGCACUGGAUGAAAGAGGACAAAAACUGGGAGAACUGGAAGAAAAAACUGCAGCUAUGCUUUAUAGUGCUGAUUCUUUCUCAAAACACGCUCAUGAGAUGAUGUUGAAGUACAAAGACAAGAAGUGGUACCAAUUCUGAUGAUUCUCAUCAAUCACAUCUGUUUAAUUUUGUCCUGAUGAAAAAAUCUUGUUUUUUCAUUAAUUUUGGCAGGACCACUGGAAUUUAAAGGAGUAUUCACCAUCAGAUACUGUUGUUUCCUAGCACAAAUGACACACUGUUUUACCUCAGUCCUGGCUUUAACUGAGGAGCUUUAUAUCUAAGAAACACACAUACAAAAAAAGAAACUUGAGUGUUUCUUAGCUGUUGGUUAGCAUAAAGUUGGAACAGAGAAGGAAACUGGAACAUGUGAAAAAGAGAAAAAAGAGAAUAAAAGGAAAUUGUGGUGAGAUGGGCAGGGGCAAUGCAGGGUCAAUCCUGUGUUAGUAUUUCAUAUGCCAAAAGUUUUUGUGCUAUUGUAAUUGCUGCCAGUGUUAUACCCUCCUGUAAGGAGAGGUAAUAAAUCAGGGGUCCAAGAGCUGGAAUCAAGCUGUUUGUCUUGCUGGACAGUAGCUGACUUAAAAUUACCCUCUGUAGGACUUGCUAUAUUUGCCAUUAUUGUUGAAGAAGAGUUGAAAUUUCCUGUCAUUUCUUUCAUUUAAAAAGCGGGAAGCUUGGAAGAUUUCUUAUUGAAAAUUGUAUACAUAGUUGACCUGUGCAUAGUCUUUUCUUGGACCCCUGAUCUAGUAUUCUUGUAUUCACAUCAUAUUCUGUGACGUGCAAAACAAAAGAAUACGUAAUUUUUGCAUUAAAAAGUCAAGUGAAUAAUAUGA
Molecule: messenger RNA, 4253 nt
Organism: Lonchura striata (white-rumped munia)
Lineage: Eukaryota; Metazoa; Chordata; Aves; Passeriformes; Estrildidae
Gene: STXBP5
Product: syntaxin binding protein 5
Biological process (GO): exocytosis; Golgi to plasma membrane transport
Cellular component (GO): SNARE complex; cytoplasm; plasma membrane
Molecular function (GO): myosin II binding; GTPase activator activity; syntaxin binding
Source: RefSeq, a predicted model, not a curated record